CAGUGGUGGAGGAUCGAGCUCAGAACGGCACCUCGGCACGAAGGAAGACCUGAGGCUUCAGGUCGCAGCAGGUUAUGUUGGAGGAUGUCUGAAGGGAGGCAGCGAACCUUAUCAACCUCUGGAGAGUCUUUGUAUCAGGUUCUGGGUGUAGAGAAAAGCUGCAGUCAUGAUGACAUCAAGAAAUCCUACAGAAAACUGGCACUGCGUUACCAUCCAGACAAGAACCCAGACAACCCAGAGGCGGCGGAGAUGUUUAAAAGAGCUGAACAACGCUCACGCUGUUUGUCCGACACAACCCGGAGGAACAUCUACGACUCUUAUGGCUCACUGGGACUCUAUGUCGCUCAGCAGUUUGGCGAAGAAAAUGUCAACACCUACUUCAUGCUGUCCACGUGGUGGGCCAAGUGGAUCUGA
Thalassophryne amazonica is the source of this 414-nucleotide messenger RNA. RefSeq names its product dnaJ homolog subfamily C member 5-like. Lineage: Eukaryota; Metazoa; Chordata; Actinopteri; Batrachoidiformes; Batrachoididae. The transcript has 4 exons. The record is from RefSeq and is a predicted model, not a curated record. Bases 85 to 414 code for a protein of 109 amino acids.